Aspergillus pseudonomiae is the source of this 1389-nucleotide messenger RNA. RefSeq lists its product as uncharacterized. The coding region runs from base 1 to 1389 and encodes 462 amino acids. The record is from RefSeq and is a predicted model, not a curated record. Lineage: Eukaryota; Fungi; Ascomycota; Eurotiomycetes; Eurotiales; Aspergillaceae. The transcript has 6 exons.
AUGACCCAACCAGCGCCCAGAAGGGCUUUGGUAGAUCUGGACAAUAUCGAGUUCUACCGGCCCCAGUCCUUAAAAUCUCCACGGUCAGAAUCGGCUCUUCUUAUCCCGCCGAUUCUGCCACCCCUCUCUAUCCUCCCAGGUGGGACUGCCCGCAAAACCCUGCCUCGCGGCGAUGGCGCCCUGCCUUUUGACCAUCCUUAUGGGUUGGAUUCUUCAUGCAGUCCUGCGUCGCUCAAUACAUUUGACGUCGAUUUGGCCAGGUGCGCCAACGCAGCAUCGCUGGCGACAGGUUCCCAUACGGUCAACGAAUUCACGCAGGGACAAACCGGCAACGAGACCUUUGAUGCCUCCUCUUUCUCCCUGGCUUCGUCUCCCUCUCUCUCCAGCCUCCCAAAAACAACGGAUCUGCCUGGCCCCUUUGGAAAUACAACAAGUCGAGAGGGGAUUAGGGUCUCUACAGAACCCGACAGUCAUUUAUGCUUUCCAUCUCCGGACUUACAGGAGCGGGAUCAGCCCAGAGACAUACAGCCUUGCGGCUCACAUGACGAGCCCAGCGUAAGCCACGGGCGCUGUUCGAAUAUCCCGCACCACGAUAACCACAGCAUAAGUAUGUGCGGGAUUCCCCCGUCCCCCCAUAUAGCACAGAACGAUGUAGCCAACAAGCCUCUCGGGGAGCAAGAAAACGAUCGGGUUGCUUUGGGCGAUGGCCCACUGCAGCUGAAGCAAAAUAUCUCCAUGCCAGCCUUGAGUCAGGGGGACCCCCUUCUAAACGAUCAACGACUGCCUUCGAUCGGUGUGGUGGACUCUGGCCCAGAAUACCAACACCAUUCAGACUCAGGGAAGCCCCCAUCCACAAUCACAAAGCCGCCCCAGCGAAAGUCCUUCGAACUUGCCCAGGCACGGAUGGUUGGAGGGAGAAAUCGACCACGCCGCAACUGCCAACCGGGCUUUGAUGUUGUUCAGCGUGACCGCCAUCCUGACUACUCUGACCAGGAAGAGAGCCCGCGUCUCACGAAGAGACGCAAACGUGCAACUCGACAUGUGGGAACAUUGACCAGCCGUACAUCUUCUGGACCUUCCGGGAAGUUGCUUCGUAGCUCAGCGUCCGCGCAGUCAGCAAAGUCUUACGGCAGUCAAGAUAAUUUUCGGCAUGCCAUCCUUACUCCAAACUCAUCAAAUGAGCUCGGCGCACCGCAAUUUCGGUUCGCUCUUGACGAGCCGCGCCACCUGACGGCCCCUUCAUCCACGAGUGGGUCGAAAAAUAAACGAUAUCCACACACCAGUGAUAUUCACCCCCAUCGACGAGCGAGAAUGGGAAGCGGAGCAAAUCUUGGCGUCACGGAUCUGGAUGGGAAAGCUGCAAUAUCAGGCUCAGUGGAAAGGGUGUGA